AUGUCUAAACAAAUUGAAAAGAAACCAAUCAGCUUUGCUAAUAUCGCUCUUGGUGCAGGUUUGAAUCUUGCUGAAGUGACUACUUUGGGUCAACCAUUGGAAGUCAUUAAAACCACCAUGGCCGCCAAUCGUUCCUUGACCAUGCCCCAAGCUGCUAAAUUUGUUUGGUCUCGUGGUGGGAUUUUAGGAUUCUAUCAAGGUUUAAUCCCUUGGGCUUGGAUCGAAGCCAGUACUAAAGGUGCCGUGUUAUUGUUCGUUUCUGCCGAGGCUGAAUACCAAUUCAAGAAAUUGGGUAUGAACAAUUUUGUCAGUGGAAUGGGUGGUGGUAUCACUGGUGGGUUAGCUCAAGCCUAUUUGACUAUGGGGUUCUGUACAUGUAUGAAAACCGUGGAAAUUACACGUUCCAAACAAGCCCAUACUCCAGGUGUUCCACAACAAACUUCAUUCCAAGUAUUUAAAGAAAUCUGGCGCAAAGAAGGGAUUAGAGGUAUAAAUAAAGGUGUCAAUGCCGUUGCUAUUAGACAAAUGACCAAUUGGGGUUCGAGAUUUGGGUUCAGUAGAUUGGCUGAAGAAUCAAUCAGAACUUUGACCGGAAAAUCAGAAUCACAAAGGUUGCUGGCCUGGGAAAAAAUUGCUAGUAGUAUCAUUGGUGGUGGGUUGAGUGCUUGGAAUCAACCAAUUGAAGUUAUUAGAGUCGAAAUGCAAAGUAAAACAAAUGACCCAAACCGUCCAAAGAACUUGAGUGUUGCUGGGGCUUUCAAAUACAUCUACCAACAAAAUGGUAUCAAGGGAUUAUAUAGAGGUGUCACUCCAAGAAUUGGGUUAGGUGUUUGGCAAACAGUAUUUAUGGUCGCGUUUGGUGAUAUCUUCAAAAGAAUGUUGAAUACCGAUGGUGCUGGUCAUUAA
Molecule: messenger RNA, 906 nt
Organism: Candida dubliniensis CD36
Lineage: Eukaryota; Fungi; Ascomycota; Pichiomycetes; Serinales; Debaryomycetaceae
Gene: YHM2
Product: Yhm2p
Exons: 1
Coding region: 1-906 (301 amino acids)
Biological process (GO): mitochondrial citrate transmembrane transport; alpha-ketoglutarate transport
Cellular component (GO): mitochondrion
Molecular function (GO): tricarboxylate secondary active transmembrane transporter activity
Source: RefSeq, a predicted model, not a curated record